Drosophila hydei is the source of this 3069-nucleotide messenger RNA. RefSeq lists its product as uncharacterized. Lineage: Eukaryota; Metazoa; Arthropoda; Insecta; Diptera; Drosophilidae. The transcript has 3 exons. Bases 202 to 2919 code for a protein of 905 amino acids. The record is from RefSeq and is a predicted model, not a curated record.
GUCUGUCACGAAUAGACAGCUUUGCUACAACGUACGAGUCGAUCAGAAUAAACAAGCAUAAUUUUAAAUUUUUGGAAGCGUACAUACAACAAAAUUUCAUCUGGUUAUACUUUCUCUCUUCCCUCCAAAGCAUAAUCUAUAACUCAGAGGCUUCUUAAUACCCUCUUAUCCCAUCUACUCAUAUAGUUAUACGUCUGCGAAAUGUUGAGGCUACACGACCUAUAUGGCCAAUCAUAUGCUCACGAGUUUCAGUUCACCAAUCCAGACUCCAUCAAGAACUCUGUUAAGCGCUACAACCAGCAGCGCGCUGCCGAACGGGACGAGAACAAGAAGGAACGAGAAAUACCUAAGGUGACCAAGCCACGUUUCUGCAAGAUGCGGAACACUGGCCGUGAUGUGCUCAGCAUGGUAACAUCGCGCGACCUGGAUAUCGAAACGCAGAUCUCUCUGCGACAACUCCCCGACACGCCUCGUAGCAGUGCGAGCGGCAGCACCAGCGUCAGCAGCUUGGACAAGAUCGGCAACGGCAACGAUCCCAUGCAGCACGCGAGCCGUUUGGCAGGCGGCGCAGAUGCAAUUGCCACGCCAGUCAAUAGCAACAAAUCCAAGAAGAUGCGCUCCCGCAAAGGGAAACGCGCAGCAGCCAAGCUGGAGCGGAUAGAGAUACCAGAUCUUUAUACAGCUCAUAUAGAGGGGUUGCAUCGACAGGUCUGCGCUGAGCUGGAAUUCAUGGGUCAUGUGCAGGCGGAACGACCCAAGCGCAAGUGCAAGCAACGGCGCCUGAAGCAGAAGUCACAGCCGCAGCCGCAGCCACAGCUACAGUCGCAAACGCAGAACCAACACCAACAGCAGUUGUCUAAGUCGAAGCAUUCAUCCAAUCCGAGAGCGCAAACCAACAGCCAACAUCAACAUCAACAUCAACGGAAGAAAAUACACAAGGAUCCGGAGCCCAACAUGAUACUGCAGCGCCUGCAGCAAGUGCUAAGCGAGGAUCAGACACCAAGAGCGAAGCAGUUGUCCUACUACACGACAAAGCAUCCGACACACUGGACAGAUAUUAUAUCAACGCCCAUCACACCGCAGUCAGCGCAGACGAAGGCUUACGAUCUGCUGAAUACGGCCAAUUCCGAUGCGUGCCUGUAUAUGAAACACCGACAGCGUGUCGAGCUGGAGCCAGAGCCGCUUGAGGACAGUGAUCUGGAGCAGGAAUAUGCGGACCGUCCCGACUAUAUGCGCUAUACGCAGCGCUUGCCGACCCACCAAAGUGAUCCGGAUAUGGCCGAUGGUGCUCGGCAUAGAGCCUGUUUCGUCGAGCUGGAGCCGCAUCCCAAUUGGAUCAGUUUGCAGCGCAGUCUGAAGCCAAUGCACUACACAUCCCAGCGAUCCGAUACGGACAGCAGCACGCUUUGCGAUCAGCAGGAAGGCAUCCUGAUGUCCGACAAUGGCCAGUCGAAAGCUAUCAUCGGUGACACCACCUUUCCGACUAUAUCGGCGAAAUCGAAAGCCAGAAAACACGAGUACAGCCGGCAGCAAUCACCAUCGGCUAGGCACAAGCAGUUGGCGUCCAAGUCGAUUAUCAAAAGCUCCAAGGGAACGCGACAGACGAAACGCAAGGCGACGCUGGUGCAGGAGCUGACAACUGGACAUAGGGCACGUCAGCCGGGAGGCGGCGACAGGAGUCCGCAAAGUGCUGCACUAGCGAUCUCCUUGAAGCAAUCGGAGCAGCCCCACUUGGAUGUUUCUAUGCCAACUCUGGUGCCGCGACGUCGCAAGGUACGCGCCGUCAUCUGCACUCGCUCACUGGAGAAUCUGAAGUACCAAAAGAUGUCCAUCUAUAACAAGAUCUCGUUGACGCAGGAGCGCAUCAUUUCGGCUCUGGACAAGCUGCAGUGCAGCCUGCUGCAACUGCCGCUGAUCCACACCUCCAGCCAGGAGAAGCAGCGACGCGAGCGCAAUGCAUUCAAUUUCUGUGUGAGAUUCUCGCGGAACUACCUGUAUCCACUGCGUGGCAUGAUCGAGGAUGUCCGCUGCACGCCUGUGGCGAACUUCAUUAGCGCCACCUCAAACGAGGCCAGCCAGCGGGUGGUGUGUGUCUACGGUCUGAUGCACCACUCAGUCGGCAGGUAUCAGCGGCAGGUGCGCUAUUUCCUGCUGGACAAGGUGCCGCAAAAGCUGAGCGCGCUCAUCGAAAUGAUGUACACGUUGACGAACGUCUGCCUGGAGAAGGGUGUGCUCGAUCGUCAGGAUCCGGUGGUGGAGUGCCUGCAGCAACGCUGCACCAGCUUCCUCACGUUCAUUGAGGACAUGCAGGAGCAGCGCUUCCAGCUGGCUCGCGAAUCCUACAGAGGUCUGCAGAGGCGUGGCUACGGCUACGGAUAUGGAUAUGGACAUGGCCUGGGACAUGCACAUUUGCAUGGACGUGGACAUGGCUCGGCUCGCCAGGAUAUGCACGAGCGAUACAAUCUCAAGAUGUGUCUCAACGACUUAAAGCUAUACGAGCCGCGUCUGGUGCCCAAGGAGCGCUGCGACAAGCGGCGCCCGCGCAUCUGGUUGCGUAAGCAAAAGAUGGCUACAGAACCGAUCACUGCCCCGUUGAUGCCUGGAAUCAUGUUGAGCCAGGGAUCAGAGAUGCCCCCAGAGCAGCCCAGCGAGUACGUGCCAACCCACAUCGAACGUGUCCAGUGUGGCGAUCACCGAGAAGAGCCAAGCAGCGAUCCCGAUGAACCUAACCAAAACCAACAGCUGUCGAAAAUAUUGGCACUUCUGCAGCAGCCCGGACAGGAGAAACGGGAACUCCAUCAGCAGCUACUGGAGGCCAUGGAGCAUGUGACCAAGUCGCAGGUGCGCGAGGUUCUCGAUCCACUCGUGCGCUCCCUGGGCGUCAUGUUGGAUAAGAAGUUUGCAGAUGAAGACCAAUGAGGAAUAGUCGCUGGCUGGACCCAAAAGACUCAAUAAAAUCUAUUUUGCACCUUUCGUUUUCGAUGAGCCAAAUUGUAAAGUUGUCGAUUAUAGUGCACAUGCAUGCGUAAUUAAAUGUUUCAAAUCGCUGUCGGAUCAAUAAAACGUUUC